GCUGCCUGGGUAUUGUUGUGGCGGGGAGGGAAUCAAAAUCAGACGUGCUGCUGUUAUAUAGAGCUACAGCCAUUUGACGCGUAUUUGUUUCUUAAGUGUAAAGUGUUGUUGAACUCAUUUUUAUCUUGUCCUUGACCGAACCAUCCAUUAAGUGAACAUGCAGGACUUGAUUGCUACAGUGGAUCGUAUUAAAUUUGACCUGGAGAUAGCAGUUGAGCAGCAGUUAGGAGCCCAGCCUCUGCCUUUCCCAGGAAUGGAUAAAUCGGGGGCAGCUGUCUGUGAGUUUUUCCUGAGAGCUGCUUGUUUAAAAGGUGGGAUGUGUCCUUUCCGUCACAUAAGUGGGGAGAAAACGGUAGUUUGUAAACAUUGGCUCAGAGGACUGUGCAAGAAAGGGGACCAGUGUGAGUUUCUUCAUGAAUAUGACAUGACCAAGAUGCCUGAGUGCUAUUUCUACUCCAAAUUUGGGGAGUGCAGUAACAAAGAAUGUCCAUUCUUACACAUUGACCCUGAGUCAAAGAUCAAAGAUUGUCCUUGGUAUGACAGAGGUUUCUGUAAACAUGGUCCAGAUUGCAGGCACAGGCAUACUCGAAGGGUUAUCUGUAUCAACUAUUUGGUUGGCUUUUGUCCAGAUGGCAGGACUUGUAAAUUCAUGCAUCCACGGUUUGAUCUUCCUAUGGGAGCAACUGACCAACCUCCUCUUCAACAGCAAAUACAGACCCAGCAAAAGCUUAACUUUCAACCGAUGAAUAUGAGGUCGACAUCAUCACUGAUCCAGUUAACUAACCCUAAAGUUAACUCAAACCAUUACCAGAACCAUCCGAGGAUGCCACAGGUCAUUGGUCCAAUGCACAUGCACAACAACAUGACAGGUCAUAGAGGUCCCCGCCCUCUGGAACAGGUCACCUGUUACAAGUGUGGUGAGAAGGGACACUACGCCAACAAAUGUACAAAAGGACACCUGGCAUUCCUAAGCGGACAAUAACUACGUACCAUGAACUAUGGAGAAGAGUUCAGUCUGGGAGGAUGCUGAAAAUUUUCUGAGCAAUUGUGACAAAUUGACAGUGGGUAAGUUCCUGUCGACUUCAGCUAUUUGUUCCAGUGGCCACAGAUGGUAGACCAUUCUUGCUGAAGUCACAGGCCUUGCACAAAUCAUUUCAAUGGAGUUGAACAGAAGAAUAAAAAACGACCAAUCCAGUGUGUGCUUGCAUAUACAGUAAUGUGUGUAUAUAUGUGUAUAUAUGUAAAAAUCAUACCUUUUUUGAUUGGUCCUGUGCCAUCAAUAUUUCAGUGAGUAGCCAUUACCUAUAAUUCUUUUUGUGGUAGUGGAAAAGGAACUGUAAUAAAUCCACAUGCUUCUCAAUAUCUUAUGAACAACCUAUUCCCUAUAACAUUUUUCCCUAACUUUAUUAGAUUAUUAUUUUUUAUACUUCCACAAAUGUAGCCAUUUUCACUAAUUUGACUACAUUGAAGAAACCAGUAGGUCAUCUCCAGUAAUACAAUUAAACAAAUACAAAAAACACUCAUGACUAACAUGUUAUUGGUGGGAAAAACACUUCAUCAUUCUUGACUAUGCUGUUGUACUCUUCAAUCACUCUGUUAUCCAGUUGAAUCGGUUGAAUUUUUUUUUUUUGUCUCUUUAAAAUAUGUGAAUGUAGGCUAAUAUGUGUUGAACAUCACAACAACCCAACUAUAAUAAAGCAAUGCAGCACGAGAGGUCAUGGUAUACAGUAAUGGCUUAACAGCAUGAGGUGUGGGGUGUUGGGAUUGGGUCUUUGAACAUUCAUUUGGGUUCGUAUCAGAAAAACGUUUGGGAACCAUUGCUUUAAUAUAUUUGCAGACUCCAAUUUGAAACUAUAUUUUGCUGGAUAUUUAACUGCUGGCUACUGAAACAAACUAUCUGCAGAAACAAACUGUCAGUGUAACAAGUUAAGUACAGGCUCCCCAUAAUUCAGUUUGCGACACUGAACUGAAUUUUCUGGACAUCCAGUAUUUAGCAUGUUUUGUUGAACAGAUCUACGAGUACAACAGGUAGGUAAACAUCUGCAUUUUUAUUAAGUGUAAUAUGAUCCUGUCAUCUUUAAAAUGAUAAAGUGUGGUGGAUGUGUAAGACUGGUAUGGAUAAUUUGGCUAUGUUUUGGCAUAAUUUGGAAACAGUUGUGACAGUAAGGAAAAUGUAUCCAGUUAACAAUUUUUCUAUAUUUGUAUAUACUUUUUUGUACAAUGAAUACAUUAAUUCAUAUGAGUAUAUGAAUAAAUAUUUGUUUUUGCAAA
This is a messenger RNA of Conger conger (European conger), 2271 nucleotides long. RefSeq names its product cleavage and polyadenylation specific factor 4 (gene cpsf4). Bases 158 to 982 code for a protein of 274 amino acids. The transcript has 8 exons. Gene Ontology annotation, molecular function: zinc ion binding; RNA binding. The record is from RefSeq and is a predicted model, not a curated record. NCBI's taxonomy places the organism in Eukaryota, Metazoa, Chordata, Actinopteri, Anguilliformes, Congridae.